UUGCUUUUAUGGUAAUUUCAUUAUUAAAUUGAAACAGAUCUCAAAACAUAGAAUGGUGGACAACAUCAGAGAAUAAAAGGGGUAGGCAGCUGUGUGCCUGGGCCUUUGAUGCUAUCAGAUGGGAGAGACUGGAGCCUCUGGAUGGGAAAACACAUCUCUGCUCUCCAAGUGCAGGACCCCUUCUGCUUCUCAUCAGCAUCAUCUGUGCUGAUCAGUGUCUGUCAGGGGGAAAAUUGAGGGGCUUCUUUCAAGGCAUGGUAAUUUGAUGAGAUUUUUCAUGUUGCCUUCUUUUGAGAUCAAGCUGUCAUCCUGUUUUGCCACUGUGCAUUUGCUUCUUGCUUUAGUGGUUUAGCUUAGUGACUUUUGUGCAUUUUAUUUUUGAUUUUUUUUUAUUAAAUUAAUCUACUUGCGGUGAUAGAAUAUCAGUGUCUUAAUUCUUCUGAACCCACAGCAGCUGUUGCUUUUGCCUUGGACAUGUCUAAGAUCUCAUAAUGAGAUCUGAUGUAUCAUGUUGUUUUUCCUUCGUUCCCUUUCUUUGUUUGAUUAUUUUUUUCCAACAAAUAUGCUGUAACAACUUGCAUCCCAGGAUGCUUAGCUUUUAUUAAGAACUGUGGGAAACUUCAUGGAGGGAAUAGAGGUCUGAAUCCUUCUGCAAAGGAAAUAACUCUUCACUCUAGCCCAUGUUUAUCAUAUUUUGAUUUCUGGCCCCUGAGUGCCCACAUUUCCUACUCACAUGGCAGGAACUGCCCAAGGAGAGCAGAGCAUUGAACCCAGUGUAGAUGAGACUGUCUUAAAUCACGUCAAAAGGGACCCACAGGCUGAGCUGCUUUAAUAAGCUCUCCAACUUACAGUUUACAGUGUUGAACAGAUUUCCUUUUUUAUUUUUUUUUUAAGAAAGGGUUCACAAGUCAUUCUCAGUAAAGGUAAUGAAUUAUGAAUGCCUGAAAAUCACCUUGCAAGCCCAAUAAAGACAGUCUCUGGCAUAGCUGCUUUUUUACUAGCAAGUAAUCAGACUGUGUUCAAAAAGUGGAAACAGAGAUGUCUGAAUUUCUUUAACAUCUUUCUUCCAGGAGGAAAUCAGCAAAUGAGUAGUGAUGGAUGUGAGGGUGGUCUACUGCCUGUUCCUUUGGGCUGCACACUUCUUCCUGGCCGUGCCACACACCACUCCCAGGGUUUUCAGAAACAAAUCAAAGACUGGUGAUGAGCAAGAUGCCUGCAUAAAUCUCAUUCCCUGCCAAGAUAAUGGAGCAAUUUGUAUUCAGCCUUGCUCUCCCUCCUUCCAUGGGGAGACAAGCUUUGUCUGUGAGGACAGAAAGUGGCAGAUGUUGUCAGAUGCUUGUGCAAGCCUGGAUGUUCAGUCCCUUUUUCAGAGGAUAUCCCAAAGUGAACUCCCAUGCUCUGGAGAACAUCUUCCUUUUGUAGGAGGAGGAAAGCUAGGGCAUGGGAAGCCUGGAGAUGGAGCAAAACAUUUUGGUGCUGGGAAUCAUAGCUGCCAAGCUGACUUUUCAUGCAUCAUCCCAGAUAUCCUGUCUUCACCAGCCAUCCCAGGAAACAUUGCUGAUAUAGUGGAAUUGCUAAAGAAGAUCUCCCUGCUGCUAUCAGAGAAUGUCACUAGAGGAAAAAUGCAGAGCUACAGCAGGAUAGCAAACCAUAUUCUGAACAGUUCCAUCAUUUCCAACUGGGCUUUUGUAAAGGACAGAAAUGCUGGUUCAAUAUUACUGGACUCAGUGAAUUUAUUUGCUGGGAAACUUCUUCUAAGAAAUGGGUCAGAAAGUAUCCAGGAGCCCUUCAUCGCCACCAAAGGCUACAGCAUACACAGAAACACUUCAGGAAAGAGCUUUGACUUUUCCAUGGAGUUCAGUAGCACAGGCAAUAUUACUGGGCAGGUGGUGAUUCCAGAGGAAGAGCUGCUGAGGUUACCCAGGGCUUCCAAAGCCAUCAGCGUUGCAUUUCCAACGCUCGGAGCCGUGCUAGAGAGCACCCAGCCAGACCCCGCUUUUGUGAACGGGAUGGUGCUGUCGGUGUUGCUGCCAGAGGAGCUCCAGAACAUUUUGCUCACCUUUGAGAAGCUGAACAAGCUGGAGCAGGUGGGGGCUCAGUGCGUGGCGUGGCACUCGGCCGAGCGGCGCUGGGACCCGCGGGCGUGCGAGGUGCGCGCCCACAACGUCACCGCCGUGGUUUGUGUCUGCGCCCACCGGCGCCGCGCCUACAGCUCCUUCUCCAUCCUGAUGGCCCCGGCCGCGCCGCGCAGCUCGCUGCUGGAUGCCAUCACACGGGUGGGCCUGGGCCUGUCCAUUCUCAGCCUGGUCCUCUGCCUCCUCAUCGAGGCUGUGGUCUGGCACCACGCCACGAAAACCGAAAUAACCUACAUGCGCCACUUCUGCUUGGUCAACAUCGCUGCCUCGCUUCUCGUCGCAGAUAUCCUGUUCAUCCUGGCAGCCAUUGUGCACAAUACAGCCCUAAACUACCAGCUGUGUGUGGCAGUCACUUUUUUCCUUCACUUUUUCUAUCUUGCCCUGUUUUUUUGGAUGUUUACCUUGGGCCUCUUAAUUCUCUAUGGAUUAUUAUUAAUUUUUUUUAAGAUAACAAGAUCUGUAUUCUUACCUGCAGCAUUGUCUAUUGGAUAUGGAUGUCCCUUGGUUAUAUCUAUCCUCACUGUUGCUAUUACUGAACCGAAAAAUGGAUAUUUAAGGAGUGGAGCUUGCUGGCUCAAUUGGUAUGAGACAAAAGCCAUUUUGGCUUUUGUUAUACCUGCCCUGAGCAUCAUUGUUAUGAAUCUCAUUGUGGUGGUCGUGGUUGUGGUGAAGACUGGGAGAUCCUCCAUUGGAGAAGGCUGCAAGUCACAGGAUUUGAACAGCGUGAUCCGAGUCAGCAAAAACGUUGCCCUUCUGACACCUCUGCUGGGCCUCACCUGGGGGUUUGGGUUAGCCACAAUCAUCGACAGCCGCUCUCUGGCCUUCCACAUCGUCUUUGCGCUGCUGAACGCCUUCCAGGGAUUCUUCAUCCUGUUGUUUGGGACACUUCUGGACAGAAAGACAAGAGAAGCCUUAAGGAUGAACUGCCUUUCAUCAAGGCGGAAGUGGGGUCUAGAAAAGGUAAAGUUUAUUUAUUUUCCCAUAAAUGGCUAAUAUACCAAUUUACAAACCUUGUUUGUA
Molecule: messenger RNA, 3155 nt
Organism: Lonchura striata (white-rumped munia)
Lineage: Eukaryota; Metazoa; Chordata; Aves; Passeriformes; Estrildidae
Gene: ADGRF4
Product: adhesion G protein-coupled receptor F4
Biological process (GO): cell surface receptor signaling pathway; adenylate cyclase-activating G protein-coupled receptor signaling pathway
Cellular component (GO): membrane
Molecular function (GO): G protein-coupled receptor activity
Source: RefSeq, a predicted model, not a curated record